AUGCAAAGUGUCUUCGCCGGCUACAAUGCCAGGCAGUCCGUCCUCCAUGCCAGCACCAACCCAUAUGCCAAAGGUAUCGCAUGGAUCGAAGGCGAAUACGUUCCUCUCGCCGAAGCCCGCAUCCCCCUUCUCGACCAAGGCUUCAUGCACAGCGACUUAACAUACGAUGUCCCCUCAGUCUGGGAUGGGCGCUUCUUCCGCCUAGAUGACCAUCUUACUCGACUAGAGGUCAGCUGUGGCAAACUACGCUUGAAGGCGCCGCUUCCGCGCGAAGAAGUGAAGCGGAUUCUUGUCGAGAUGGUCGCGAAGAGUGGCAUCCGCGAUGCGUUUGUCGAGUUGAUCGUCACGCGUGGACUCAAGGGCGUUAGAGGGACCGAUCCGAAAGACAUUGUUAACCGACUGUACAUGUUCGUGCAACCUUACGUAUGGGUUAUGGAACCCGAGAUCCAGUCUGUUGGUGGGGGCGCUGUUAUUGCUCGCACCGUGCGCCGAGUUCCUCCUGGCGCGAUCGACCCGACUGUGAAGAACCUGCAAUGGGGAGAUCUUGUGCGCGGGCUUUUCGAAGCAGCCGAUCGGGGUGCUACGUACCCAUUCCUGACAGACGGAGAUGCCAACUUGACAGAAGGCUCGGGAUUCAACGUUGUCUUGGUCAAGGAUGGUGUCUUGUAUACGCCUGACCGCGGCGUGCUGCAGGGAAUCACCCGGAAGAGCGUAAUUGAUGUGGCGCGCGCUUCUGGGUUGGAGGUUCGCGUUGAGACGGUCCCUGUGGAGUUGGCCUACCAGGCAGAUGAGAUCUUCAUGUCGACUACCGCUGGAGGAAUCAUGCCUAUUACCUCGCUGGAUGGAAAGCCGGUUAACGGGGGGUCAGUGGGACCGAUAACCAAGGCGAUUUGGGAUGGAUACUGGAAGAUCCACUACGACGACAAUUUUAGCUUCCAGAUUGACUAUGAUGGAGCGCAGAGGAAUGGGGUGGGUUCAGCUGGAAAGCUGUAA
This is a messenger RNA of Aspergillus melleus, 993 nucleotides long. RefSeq names its product aminotransferase class IV. Gene Ontology annotation, molecular function: catalytic activity. The record is from RefSeq and is a predicted model, not a curated record. Gene Ontology annotation, biological process: carboxylic acid metabolic process. Lineage: Eukaryota; Fungi; Ascomycota; Eurotiomycetes; Eurotiales; Aspergillaceae. The transcript has a single exon. Bases 1 to 993 code for a protein of 330 amino acids.